This is a messenger RNA of Papilio polytes (common Mormon), 2445 nucleotides long. RefSeq names its product periodic tryptophan protein 2 homolog. Gene Ontology annotation, molecular function: protein binding. Gene Ontology annotation, cellular component: Pwp2p-containing subcomplex of 90S preribosome; small-subunit processome. The coding region runs from base 112 to 2412 and encodes 766 amino acids. The transcript has 15 exons. NCBI's taxonomy places the organism in Eukaryota, Metazoa, Arthropoda, Insecta, Lepidoptera, Papilionidae. Gene Ontology annotation, biological process: maturation of SSU-rRNA from tricistronic rRNA transcript (SSU-rRNA, 5.8S rRNA, LSU-rRNA); ribosomal small subunit assembly. The record is from RefSeq and is a predicted model, not a curated record.
CAAAUAUCAUGUGGGAUUCACGUUGUUUAUGUUUCCAACCGAUAGAGAUCCUAAGAUAAUUUUUUUAUUUAAAUUAUAUAAAAGAAUAGUUAUUAUUUUAUUGAAUGCAAAAUGAAGUAUAAUUAUAAGUUUCAAAACUUACUGGGGACUGUCUACAAAAAAGGAGAUGUGGUAUUUAGUCGUGACGGAAAUAGCGUCAUCAGUCCUGUGGGGAACAGGAUUACAGUUUACAAUUUAAAACAGAACAAAAAUAUCACGUUACCUGUGGAAAGUCAUUAUAAUUACACUGCUAUAGAUGUCUCACCAAAUGGAUCUGUUUUAUUGGCUAUUAAUGAAAAGGGCGAAGCACAAAUGAUAAGUCUGGUGACUUGUUCAGUGAUACACAAAUAUAAAUUCAAGCAGGAGGUCAAUGCAGUUAAGUUUAGUCCAGAUGGGAAAUAUUUUGCAGCUUGUUGUGCCGAUACAGUAUUCAUAAUGACAGCACCAACCAGUUACACGGGUGAAUUCCGUUCCUUUGUCAUGAAGAGAGUCUAUCAAAAGGCAUAUGACGAUGUAACAUGUUUAGACUGGUCAUCGUGUUCAAAAUUAUUAGCCGCCGGGUCUAAAGAUACGACGACGAAGAUCUACACUGUUGAUUAUUUAGACAAUAUUAACAUGUUUUCAUUAAGUGGACAUACGGAUAAAGUGGUCGGUGUAUUCUUUGAAAAGAAAAGUUUAGAUUUGAUAACUGUAAGUAGGAACGGACAGGUUUGUCUGUGGGAGGCGAGUAUAGACCCAGAUGACUUGAUUGUAUCGGAAGUACAAAUACCACACAGAAAACGAAGGAAGUUCCAAAAAGCAGAAGAUAGUGAAGAUGAUAUUGAUGAAAAGAAUGUUAUUGAAAAAGACAAGGAAUAUCAGAGUGAUGAUGAUAAAAGUGAAAAAGAUGACAUUAAAGUAAAGGAGGAAAAUAGAUUGGUGUUCAGGAAACUUGGCAGACAUUACAUAGGAGAUGCUAUACGGAGUGCCGAUUGUAAGGUGAAGCUUACCGCUGCUCAGUACCACAAAGCUACUAAAAUGUUAAUCACAGGUUUCUCAAACGGCGUGUUCUUCCUGCACGAGCUGCCGGACGUGAACCUGGUGCACUCGCUGAGCGUGUCGCAGCACCGCAUCGGCAGCGCGGCCGUUGUGAGUUCAGGCGAGCAGUACGUGCUGAAGCAGCAGGGCCACUCGCAGGACAUGACGUGCGUGGCGUACUCGCCCGACGGACAGUACCUGGUGACGGGCGGCUACGACGGCAAGGUGAAGCUCUGGAACACCUCCACCGGCUUUUGCUUCGUCACCUUCACCGACCACUCCUCCACCGUCACCAGCAUCGUCUUCAGCGCCAACAAGAAGUUCUUCGUAUCCUCGUCGCUCGAUGGCACUGUUAGGUGUUAUGAUCUGACAAGGUACCGCAACUUCCGCACGCUGACGUCGCCGAGCCUGGCGCAGUUCGCGUGCGCGGCGCUGGACGCCAGCGUGCGCCUCUGGAACUGCAUAGAGACCAGCACCGACUCCGAGCUCAUACAACUAACGUCUGACGCGCUGCAAGUUGCGUAUAGACCGGACGGUGAAGAGAUAGCAGUGUCGACGUUGGACGGCAAUAUAACGUUCUUCAGUUCGGGCGGCGAGCAGAGCGGCAGUAUCGAGGGCCGCGCGGACCUGGGCGCCGGCCGCGGCGACACGGACCUUGUUACAGCUAAGCAACAACUUAAAUCUAAGGCUUUCACGACAAUAUGUUACUCGGCGGACGGCGGCAGCGUGCUGUGCGGCGGCAACUCCAAGCACGUGUGCCUCUACAGCGUCAGGGAGGCCGUGCUCCUCAAGAAGUUCGUCAUCACGCAGAACAGAUCCCUUGACGCUAUCAGUUUUCUGACGUCUUCUGAACAGUAUAGUAAUGUUAUAUCCAGGCCAUUCCGGUUGGAGACGAGCUCUACUCCAGCCGCGGUAAAGAAUCUUCUAGAAGAAGGCGAGUGGGGCCGCGCGCUGCUCGCCGCGCUGCAGCUCAGCGAGCACAGCCUCAUACAGCAGUGUGUAGAAGCUACACCACACACGGAUAUCGAGUUAACAGUGCGGGAUCUAGAAGAUGAGUACCGGCACCGUCUGGCCAGCUCCGUGGCUCGUCUUCUAGAAGACAGCCGGCACCUGGAGCAGCUGCUGGUGUGGGCGCGCGCGCUGCUGGCGCCAGCCCGCCUGCCGCAGACUGCGCUGCUCGCGCUCGAGAAGGUCCUCACUGCUAAAUACUCGCAGCUCAGCAAAAUAUGUGAUUUCAACAAAUACACGAUACGCUGUAUAAAGUCUGUGGCAGAGAUCGCUCCCAAACAAGAGGAUGUCGAUAUGGACACUGACAACGAAUCCAGCGGCCGAGGAACUUUCUCUGAUACAGACUAAAUUAGUUUGAUAAUAAAAGAUUUUUAUACUGAU